UCGGGAGGUGGCGGGACCGGACAGGUAAAGUAUAUAUACCAACCAGCAGGCGAGGAAUGGCUGAGGCACAAGAAGAGAAACAGAGACAGAUUCGGAAGAUACGGGAGCUUUUUCAUGGUCGAUUCACAGACUGGGAAGUUCGAAUCUUACUGGACGAAAAGCAAUGGGACUCUACCGCAGUGGUGAACUAUGUAUUUUGUUCCGAGCCACAUGAAUUACGCCAGCUGCUUGGUGAGAAAGGAGCUGAUGCACAGGACUUUGAGUCACGUGUCCAAGAAGGGUUGGAUUUAGCCAAUGAAUGGUCGAUAGUCGAGCCUGAUGGACGACACAUUAACAAAACUACUCGACAGUUUUCUUGUCCAAAAUGUGACCGGUCAUGGUGGAAAAAAGUACCCAGGAGAAAAAUGGUAGCGAAAUGUUUCCGCUGUAAGAAGAAGUACGAUGCUUUGGACCGUGAGAGGGAGUGGGGCUGGGCAGAGUUCCGCUGUGAUUGUGGCAAAGUGUUUGGAGGGUUUUGUCAGCGGAUCACAUCAAGCCCGUGUCACGCCUGCGGUAGCAACGUGUUUCCGUGCAGAAUUAUCCCCCCUACAUACGGUCAGAAUUCCCAGCGGAGGAAUAAUACCGCCGACAGACACCUGUGUAACGCCCCGGACUGCGUCUAUCGGGCUGUGAACUCAUGGGGGAGGAGACGAGGGCGUGGCCGGGGACAAGGUGGCUCCAUCACAGGGGUCUUACCACCAGGAGUCAAUUACAGCAUCCAGACGUGUGUUCACCCUCGGAAUCUUGAUCGGCCCAACAAACGCCGAGCGGUGGUGCCUAGUGACGAACACGUCAGUUCCGGAUCAACCAUUGACACGUGUGUGACGCAAGACGAUCUCCUCGAUAUGGUAUCUGUUAUAGACAACAUUGGCGCCUAUAGAGAAAGUGGACGCCUGCCGCCAAUACCCGAGGAUAGGAAAGACGAAGCGAGAAGCCAUGGAGAUUCAUCAAGCUGUACUUCCUGAACAAAAACUUGGCUCAUGGACAGAUUUAAGGACUUCACAUAAACGAACUAAAAUUUAAACUGUGAACUGUCGAUACGAUUGUGAAAUAAUGUUCUCAGUUCUGACUGAAACGCUCAUACAUGACGCCGCUGUAAGUUUUAUCAAAUGUUGGUUUGUGGAUCGAAAACGUUUGGGUUGAAAGAUUGUCAUUAUGUACAAUGUACGCAGUAAAUCAUCACUAAGCAAUAACUGUCAUACCAAAGACUUUACAUAUGGCACUUGUUGCUACCUCGCUUGGCGCUCAGCACUGAGAGGCUAGAGCAAGGAAACAGGACUGGUUGGCCCGGUGUCAGUAUAACGGACUGGGAGUGGCGUCAUGUCUGGUGUCUUCGGCAGGAUACUUCAGCGGUGGCAGCAGUUUGGCGAU
Liolophura sinensis is the source of this 1410-nucleotide messenger RNA. Its product is annotated as shiftless antiviral inhibitor of ribosomal frameshifting protein homolog. Lineage: Eukaryota; Metazoa; Mollusca; Polyplacophora; Chitonida; Chitonidae. Gene Ontology annotation, molecular function: ribosome binding; sequence-specific mRNA binding. Gene Ontology annotation, biological process: innate immune response; viral translational frameshifting. Bases 57 to 1004 code for a protein of 315 amino acids. The record is from RefSeq and is a predicted model, not a curated record. The transcript has 7 exons.